CAGAUGAGAGAGGAGCAGCGUAGGACGCGUCCACUUUCUCCAUGACCAAGUCAGUGUCCAGCCAGCUGCUUCCUUCCUGCCUAAACUGACCGCUAUGACGUCUACACCAGACCUACGCUUUGUAAAGGGCGAUGGACUCGAAGAUCAGCUGGGGACCAUGCCCACCUACUUCAGUCGCAGCCCCCGUCGUGCUGCCUCCCCUGUCCUCGCGCCCACCCAAUCUCCCCUACUGCCUCAACCGUCCAGAUCCCAGAAAUCUCGGCGAUGGUCACUGGAUAUUAUCUCGCCGAUGCGUUUUCUACACACCUCCUCCAAACGAGCGUCCUCGCCCGUGAUCGAAGCGAGCCCGAACCCGAGCCCGAGCCCGAGCCCGAGUCCUCGGAGUAAUGAUCGUAGACAGCAACCGCCGCCUCUCCUUCUUACUGCUUCUCAUAAUAUGAGGCGGCACUCGAACCCGAGCCUUCUGCCGAAUUUCAAGCCGAAACAGCUUCAACUACACCAGCAGAAGCAGCAACGGCAGCAGCAAAGACAUCAUCAUUAUCAUUUACCCAGAUUUCGUCGGAAUAGUCACAAAAAGGAAGAGGCGUACAUGUUAGUGGAGUUGGAGAAUGACCAGAAAGUUCUGGU
Molecule: messenger RNA, 627 nt
Organism: Aplysia californica (California sea hare)
Lineage: Eukaryota; Metazoa; Mollusca; Gastropoda; Aplysiida; Aplysiidae
Source: RefSeq, a predicted model, not a curated record